ACAGACGAGGCGACGGCAGUGCCACAGCAAAGCUUCUCGCAGUCGGACGCAGAGCACAAACAUGAAUUGCAUUCCGGGCAACAUUCCGGUCCUGCUCCUGGUGAUCCUGGGCGCCAGCCUGGCCUGGUCGCUGCCCAUGAACCCCGACGAGGAUCGCGAGCCGGUGGGUCAGCAGGGCAACCUGGUGACGAAGAACACCGCCGAGUCGCAGUUCAUAGAGCGCAUCCCGCCCAGGGGAGAGCACAGUUCGGAGGAGAAGUCCCAGUUCCAGGUGGUCGAGCUGCUGGAAAUGCUGGAGAACGCAGGAGUGCGGACGGCCGAGCAGCUGCACAAGCUCACCUACGGUGAACUGAUCAGGCUACUGGCCGUGUGGAAGAUGUCGCAGGACCGCAACGUUUAUGUGGCCAAAGGACCCCAGGAUCAGCCCGAUCAGGACAUCGAAAGCGAGACUCGUUAGUGGAUCAGCGCCUUUGCCAAAGCCAAGGUUCGGUUGAUCUAUGCAAUGGUGGCAAGAGAAGAAGGCCAGCGAAGGAGGAGGAGGAGGAGGAAACAGCGACCACUAUAUGAUACUCUGACAUGAUGGAUUCAAUUGAAUGCACCCUCAAAGCGACAGUAUAAGCCACAAUGUAACUAUACGAAAAACACUUUUUUUCUAUGACCAUUAUUUUCUUGUAUAAAAUUGCUAUUAAACUUAACCGUAUUGGGAAAAAAAA
Messenger RNA from Drosophila biarmipes, 713 nucleotides. RefSeq lists its product as uncharacterized. The record is from RefSeq and is a predicted model, not a curated record. Lineage: Eukaryota; Metazoa; Arthropoda; Insecta; Diptera; Drosophilidae. The coding region runs from base 62 to 457 and encodes 131 amino acids. The transcript has a single exon.